CCGCCUUUCGAGAGGGAAAGUGAAGCAGGGAAAACGAAAGCGGCCAUUUUCCGGUAAAAAUUUACACAGCGUGUUAAACAAGAUUGUUCUUGCGUCCAACGGUUAUUUUGUCAAUACUAAUUUGAUUUAAAUUGAAAAUGCCGAAAUCUAAGGAAUUCGUUGAAAGCGAUGAUAGUUCAGCGAGUGGAAGUUCCUCUGAGACUGAAAAAAAGGGAAAGAAGAGACCGAAGAAGGAAGUGAAGCAAAAGGAAACUACUAAAGUGGGAUCUUCAAGUAAAAAACCAAAGACAAAUGAAGAUCAAACGUGGGAAUUAGAUGAAAAAUGUCUAGUCACUGUUAGAGAAUUUAAAGGAAAAACUUUAGUUGAUAUUCGUCAUAUGUAUGAGGAUAGAGAAUCCGGAGAAUUAAAACCAACGAAAAAAGGCAUAUCUCUAAACAAAAAAUUAUGGCAAAAAUUGGUCGAUAUAAUUCAAGAAGUCGACGAUGUAGUUAAGGAAAAAUAAAGAUUCUGCUAUUGAAGAAGAAAAAAUAUACUUAUCGUUCAAUUUAAUUGAACCUGUAUGUAUAUAUGUAUUUAAAUAGUAGAAUCCAAAGCGAAGUUUUUACGUAUUUUUAUAAAUGUUCAACUCUCGUCGAAUUCGUCGAUCCUGUAAUAUUUAUAUUCAUUCCUUCAACAACGUUUUAUGUUUAAAUAUUAUGAUUAUAUAAUAAAAAAUAAUAUAAACUA
This is a messenger RNA of Leptopilina heterotoma, 727 nucleotides long. RefSeq names its product activated RNA polymerase II transcriptional coactivator p15 (gene Ssb-c31a). The transcript has 4 exons. The coding region runs from base 138 to 503 and encodes 121 amino acids. Lineage: Eukaryota; Metazoa; Arthropoda; Insecta; Hymenoptera; Figitidae. Gene Ontology annotation, molecular function: DNA binding; transcription coactivator activity. Gene Ontology annotation, biological process: positive regulation of transcription initiation by RNA polymerase II. The record is from RefSeq and is a predicted model, not a curated record.